ACUAGGGACCACGAGCGAUGAAUGACAACAUUGAGAAGUAGCUAAUCAGUAUUAUUCUUUUAAUGGAAAUACUUAGACAGGAAUGUGCGAGGAUGUCGAUGAACUGUACGCAGAUCCACAAACACUCUGUAAUCUGUAUCGAGUCCACUUCUUCCGACUCGUCAAAUGACAGAACAUGUCAUCUUCACACAUGUAUUUUAUGAGCGCCUGCAGCUAGUCAAGCAGCCUGUACCUCGCUAUGGCCACCGCGGGCUUCCCCAGGAAGAGUGUGGACGUGGCCGGAGUUAACGUGACAGUUCCAGCUGUGGGCCGGCCUGUGUGUGUCAACGGGACACCGUGGAUCCUUUACCUGCUGGAGGAGUGUGUGGAUAAUGUGUGGGAGUACUGCAGCGUUGUGAUAGGACUGGUAUCCAUGUUCUGUUUUCUGCUGUCCACUUUGCCGCAGGUCUAUGAGGCAUAUAGGAAUGGUAAAGUAGAGGAGGCCAUGUCUUUUGGCUUUCUUAUCUUCCUCUUCAGUGGAGACCUGACCAGCUUUGCGGGCUGCUACCUCACCAGCCAGCUUCCCAUCCAGGUGGUCACAGUGGUGUUCUACAUCUUCACAGACCUGAUCCUCGUCUCUCAGUUUCUCUACUAUAAGAUCAAGAACAGCUCCAGCAGAAAGAGCCCUUUUCUGAAGUGGAUGUGCUUCAUGUGGUGUGGCGCUGCUUCAAUCAUUCUCCUUGCUUUACCCAAACUCCUCAUAGAUAACAGUCCAACUUUAGACACCCAGAGCCCUCCUACCUCUAGAUCAGUGGAAAUCACCGGCUACAUCUGUGGAUACCUGGCAUCUGUCUUCUACCUUUGCUCCCGUUUCCCCCAGCUCUAUAAAAAUUUCCAGCGACAGUCCACAGAGGGCACCUCCUACCUGCUGUUCGCCCUGGCUAUGAUGGGUAACGGGACAUACGGGCUGAGCGUCGUCGUUGUCCUUCCUGCACUGAGGGGCUCAAAACAGUCCUUCAUCAUCAAACAUCUGGCCUGGCUCAUCGGCAGCCUGGGAGUGCUCUUACUCGACUUCUUUGUGACUCUCCAGUUUAUCAUGUACAGGAAGAACAAAUCUGCCAAAAGCAGCAAACCACUCAGCAUCCCAGAGGUGGAGCCAUUGCUGUGCGAGGAAGUGGAACUGUCAAUGCUAUAGGACUCAUCAUUUGGAUCGAGACCGACUGUCAGUCUGCGGUUUGUUUUGAAAUCAAACUGCGGGUUCUUGCUGCUGAUUGAUUCACUCUUGACAAGUUCAGAAACAGUACAACACUUUGUUGAAGCAUUGUACGUAGCAGCGGGCAAUCGCAGUGUGCUUUUUGUAGUCUAUUUUUGAGCAGACUGGGGAAUGACAUGCAGGAAAGGAGCUGAAACCCUGGCUGUCCGCAGAGGUUUACAGCCUCUGUACGUCAGGCCUGCAACUUUAAUGCUGGGCCAACCAGCGCCCCAUGAGUACAGAACAGUUGAUUGAUAUCUCCACUGGGAUCCCUUGAUAUUUGUAUUUGCCAUCUUGAUCUAUCACACCCAAAUGAGGAAGAUUUAACCCUGGAUGUCUUUCCACAAAUCCAAGUGUCAUAGAACAAUGAAGUGCCUGUUACAUUUACUAUUUUCUGACAGGGUAAAUAUUGAGGUAGAGGACUGCAGUAUUAUAAAAGGAUGCAUGUUAUGGGACCUUUUUUUUUUUUUUUCACCUGGUUUGGUAUUUGAGUGGCGUAUACAUCCGAGUUUGUCUACAAGGAGCUUUUUCCUUCUACCUGAAAGAUGCUCGUUUGACUUCAGGCGUGUUAUGGCCUCAUUCCUAGUUCAAAGGGAUGCUGCAUUUCUCUGAUGUUUUUGCUCCCCUGAUAAAGAAGAGACAGAUUGUGCCUUCAAGACUAAACACGGUCUCAAUAUGAAAAUGCUGUAUAGCCAUUUCAGAGUUUGACUUAUUUUAAAUUGAAAAUAGAGUUAUACUAGCUAACGAUUAAGAAGUGUGUUUUGUUUUUGUAUUUUUCUGAUUCAAAUUAAAACUACAUCUUUAUGGCAUCCAAAGGCUUUUAUUUAAAAAGAGACACGAUGGUUAACUGGCUUAUUUUAAGAUAUAUCUAAGAAUAGGAAAACUAAUAGGAUAUUAUUCAGACACUUGUUGAAGUCAUAAUAUGCAAAAGUAGAGGUUUCUAUCUUAUCAGGUUUGAAGCUGAAGAUGCCCUUGUCAAGUCAACUUGUAAAUAAACCUUCUUAGCUUCAUUCAAGGUAGUAAAGACAAAUAGAUGGAGAGCAGAAACAGAAGAGAACAAAUCAUUGUCCUAAUCAUGAGCUACAGUAAGCAGACAUUCAUUGAGAUCACUGGUAAAGUUACAAGGACAUGAACGUUGUGUCAAAUGUUACACGGUAUGUUUGUGAUGCUUUCACUCUUCAACAAGAAUAGUGCAGAUCUGCAGUUUUUCUACCUCAGUAUCGUACAAUCUUAUUUUUCCACAGUGUGUGUUAAGAACGGGCUUGUAAUAUGAGCACAAUGCUUCAUGUUCGGAAACAGUCCUUCUGUAAAUGAAGGGAAAGUUACCUGAGCCCAUGCUGCAUUUAUUUUGUAGCAUCCAUCCUUUUUUUUUAGUUCCUAUUUUGGUCAUGUGAUCAGUCACAGGGGCUGGGAAUCUUUGGAUGUCUCAUGAUUCGAUUUUAUUUCGAUUCUGGGGGGCACGAUUCAAUUCAGAAUCUAUUUUGGAUUUAAAACGAUUCUGGCUUCAUGAUUCAAAGUCUAUUUUUGAAUUGGUAUACACUCAGGAUCUACUCCAGUCAUCUGUGAGACUGGCUGAAUUUC
Molecule: messenger RNA, 2812 nt
Organism: Labrus bergylta (ballan wrasse)
Lineage: Eukaryota; Metazoa; Chordata; Actinopteri; Labriformes; Labridae
Gene: slc66a1l
Product: solute carrier family 66 member 1 like
Cellular component (GO): lysosomal membrane
Molecular function (GO): L-lysine transmembrane transporter activity
Source: RefSeq, a predicted model, not a curated record